Messenger RNA from Phalacrocorax carbo (great cormorant), 833 nucleotides. NCBI's taxonomy places the organism in Eukaryota, Metazoa, Chordata, Aves, Suliformes, Phalacrocoracidae. The record is from RefSeq and is a predicted model, not a curated record.
AUGUCUGAGACCACAAAACCCGCUGCUCCUGGCCAGGCUGCGGAGGACAGGGAGAAGGCGGCCCCAGCGGCAGCUCCAUCCUUUGACCCUGCUCCCGUCACAAACAGCAAGGGUGAGGAGCCCACCACAGAAGCCUUCAGGAUCACCGUCUUUGACCAGGAGAACUUCCAGGGCAGGCAGAUGGAGUUCACCACUGAGUGCCAGAACCUGGCAGACCGUGGCUUCGACCGGGUGCGCAGCGUCAUUGUCACCUCUGGACCCUGGGUGGCCUACGAGCAGGCCAACAUGCGCGGGGAGAUGUUCAUCCUGGAGAAGGGCGAGUACCCUCGCUGGGACACCUGGUCUAGCAGCUACCGGAGCGACUGCUUCAUGUCCAUGCGUCCCAUCAAAAUGGAGGCUGAGGACCACAAAAUCUCCCUGUACGAGUCUGCUGACUUCAAGGGCAACAAGAUGGAAAUCCAGGAGGACGACGUGCCCAGCCUCUGGGCUUACGGCUUCUGCGACCGUGUGGGCAGCGUGCAGGUGCCCAGUGGAACCUGGGUCGGGUACCAGUACCCUGGCUACAGAGGCUACCAGUACCUCUUUGAGACCGGAGAAUUCCGACACUGGAAUGAGUGGUGUGCCUUCCAGCCCCAGAUCCAGUCCAUCCGCCGCAUCCGGGACAUGCAGUGGGACCAGAAGGGCACCUUUGUCACCCCCGACGCACCCUCCAACUGAGCGUGCUGCCUGCUAGCUAUGAGUCCCGGGCCCUGUGGGGCACCCCCGCCUCCCCUGCUCAGCACUUUCCUUGUACAUUGCACAUUCCCUGGAUGUACUUUACCUUGUGAGGCAAA